Messenger RNA from Labrus bergylta (ballan wrasse), 3006 nucleotides. RefSeq names its product protein phosphatase 3, regulatory subunit B, alpha a (gene ppp3r1a). Gene Ontology annotation, biological process: calcineurin-mediated signaling; protein dephosphorylation. Gene Ontology annotation, cellular component: calcineurin complex. Gene Ontology annotation, molecular function: phosphatase binding; calcium-dependent protein serine/threonine phosphatase regulator activity; calcium ion binding. NCBI's taxonomy places the organism in Eukaryota, Metazoa, Chordata, Actinopteri, Labriformes, Labridae. The record is from RefSeq and is a predicted model, not a curated record.
CCUUCUGUCCCCUCCCAGUGAGUCUCCCUCCCUUUGCCACUGCAGAGAAAGCCUCGGUACAGCACCGUGAGAGGCGGAGAAGAGUGCCUGAAGCUUAGUGCAAAAGCCAGGACGAGACCUCACAGAGCAACACAACCAUACUUUAUUAUUAUUUUUUUGUUGUUGUUGUUGUUGUUGCAUUUCUCGCCACAGUUCGGGCGGCCUACCGACUGUUGAUCCCCCCUGUUGAUCCUCCUUUCCGUUUACUUCGCCUGGAUUUCAUCAUCCGACCUGCAACAUGGGAAAUGAAGCCAGUUUCCCCCUGGAGAUGUGCUCACAUUUCGAUGCUGAUGAGAUUAAGAGGCUAGGGAAGAGGUUUAAGAAACUCGACCUAGAUAACUCCGGCUCUCUCAGCGUGGAGGAGUUCAUGUCGCUGCCGGAGCUUCAACAGAACCCGCUGGUGCAGAGGGUCAUCGACAUAUUUGAUACAGACGGGAACGGGGAAGUAGACUUUAAAGAGUUCAUCGAGGGAGUCUCACAGUUCAGCGUCAAGGGUGACAAGGAACAGAAGCUUCGAUUCGCUUUCAGGAUCUAUGACAUGGACAAAGAUGGCUACAUCUCCAACGGCGAGCUCUUCCAGGUGCUGAAGAUGAUGGUAGGCAACAACCUGAAGGACACGCAGCUCCAGCAGAUCGUGGACAAGACCAUAAUCAAUGCAGACAAGGACGGAGACGGCAGGAUAUCGUUCGAAGAGUUCUGUGCAGUGGUCGGAGGUCUCGAUAUACACAAAAAGAUGGUGGUGGAUGUGUGAACACUCCUCCGCUUGCUGUCUCCCCCCCUCCCCUCCCCUCCCCCCCUCCUUCCUCGACACUUGCUUUCUCCACCAUCUCUGAAGAUCUGCUGAAGACGUCCGGCAAAAUGCUCUCUGUGUAACUCAAUGGAAGUAUUCUCUCUCUCUCUUUCUGUGAAGCCACUUUUCUUUUAAAAACAAAAAACAAAACAAAAAAAACACGGGCCUUGCGAAGCCACAACUUUGAAGUGUUGUUGAACUGUAAAUCCUCUCAAUAACCUGGUCGUAGCACUUUAAGAGACUGAAGGACAUCUAUUUGUCAUUCGCAAGAGCAUCUCAGAUUGUGGAUGAGGGGGGAGAACGGUUUGGGGGAAGGGGGGGCACAGUGAAGAGCCUGGUUGGCGUUUUCACAUUUCAUCCUUUUUUUUUUUUUUGGUAAUUGUUAUUUUUGAUAUUUAUUUUUUGUUCUUGUCUUUUAUAAAGAAGAAAAAAAAACAAGUAUAUCUUGUCUGCUGAAGUGUAUAGUAUUUGAACACUUGACUUCCAGUACAACUAGAAAGUAGGGUAUGAAGUGCCAACCAGAACAUAUCCAGAAACCAGUCUGAGUUAUUACCUUUAUCACCGCUGUCAUUCAUGCCAUGCUAACUGGCUGCUGACGUUUCUAACUGCAAACUAAAUUUCAGAUUUUUUUUUUUUUUUUUUUUUUACAUUGUGUCGUUUUAGCUUCCAUACAAGAUGUUUGAUUACACCAGCGAAGCUUUGGUCACUCGUUCAAAAGAACUACGUCUUUUUUUGUGAUGAAGUUGCUAGCUUUAUUCAUACUUAAGAAUGUGUUUAUAUUGUUUGAGAUAAUCCUCGUUUUUUCCUGUCCUGAAAAUCUAGGUGGAUAAUUAAAUGCCAAGAAAAUGUCUUUCCAAAAUAAUCUGUGGCUGCAAACUGAUACAUGGUUUACUCUUGAUGAAGCGUGUGUCAUUUCAGUGUGCAUCCAUAAGACAAUCUGCAGUUCAAAGAAAAAGCUCUGCACUCACACUGACCAAUGAAAGAUGGUGAAUUCAUUGCAAGGCUUUUGUUUCGUCUUCAAAACAGGGGCUGGAUGGACUUGGCUAAGAAGUGAGAGUAAUAGUCUGAGAGUGAAUAAUGGUGAGAUUAUACACCAUUUGUGCUAGCUUAGAGCUAUUUAAGAGACUUAUCUGCAGGCAGCGUGUUUUUUUUUUUAACCAAUAUGUGUAUAUUAGGUAAUCAAUGUGUGCUCAUCAUCUUUUACAGCAAGAGAAGGCUUCGCCUCUGCUUCACAUGAUGAGCCCCUUCUGAAUACUUACCUUUCUCAGUACAGAGCAGGACGGGUCAGAGUUUUCUUGAACGCAACACAACACUCCAAAACAUUGGCAUGAUCAGUGUGCAAAGAAAAAUGGAGUGUAAAUUGUAGUUUAUUUUAAGUGUACAUUUCAAAAAGUUGGCUUCUCCCUCUCACACCAACAGGGAGAAAAUUGACAUAAAUUGAACCAAUUUUUAAUAUCCAAGGGGGAAUUGCUUGGUAUUAUAAAACAGGAAAAAGCUUUUUGGUUUCGCUUUGGAGGCCGACUGCUGGUUUGAACAGAAGUUAUCAGUCAGAUGUGACUCUGGAGCGCUCCGUGGUCCCUUGAUCCCAAAGCUCUGCACGGCUCGGGCCUCCCUGUGCUUGCAUGACAUGGAAAUCUAUAUUUUUGUGUUGUGCACGUAGAUCAAUCUUUUGAAAUAAUCCUCUUGUUUACACAUGGAUGGUGAUGUGAAUAUAUUUAAGAAUCUAAUGGUAUACAAUAUGGAUGUUGCCAAACUUAAAUAAAUGUACACAUAUUAAGAGAGGUAAUCCAAUUGAACUGAACUACAUGUAACUUUUUUGUAUUUUACCUGGGUCAGCCAGAUGCUUCUACUCCAGUAACAGUUGCAUAUCUGAUCCCGUCUCAAACUGCCACACACUGUACUCAGCUUAAAGGGGAAAAAAUGGACGUUUGUUUUUUUUCUUUUGUAUAUAAGUAUUUGUUAAAUGCAGUUCUGGCUCUCUGUUCUCUGUGUAGUUCAGACCGCGCUUUAGUUUGGUAAGUGCUUCUUUUCUCUGAGGGACUUGGGUUCUUUUUAGUUAGUGUGGGGAUAUCUGAAAGAUUUUAUUUGGUUUUUCUUUUUCUGCAUGCUGCAUCUUAUGCUGUGGGACUGUUGGAAACUUGAUACUGUAUGAAAAUUAAAUAAAACUUUGAAUAACA